AUGUUCUGGACCACCCUCCUGGCCCUCUUCGCGGGCGCCGAAGCCUUACCCCAAGGUUUCGGCGGCGGCAACCGCGUGACCAUGCUCCGCUUCGGGUGCGCGCAGGUGGUCAUCGACCGCGUCGACCCGCUCGUCAACCCGGGCCAGAUCCCGUCCCCGCACGUGCACCAGAUCGUGGGCGGCAACGGGUUCAACGUGUCGAUGCCGCACACGGACGUUUCCGAGCUCGCGUCAUGCACCACCUGCCAGUUCUCCGAGGACUUCUCGAACUACUGGACCGCCAACCUGUACUUCAAGGCACGCAAUGGGACCUACAAACGCGUGCCGCAGGGCGGCGCAGCGCUGCAGUUCAGCGACCAGUUUAGCACCCAGAUUAACGGCGGCGUGUUAGUGUAUUAUGUGUCGGCUGAUCCGGGGAAGGUUACGGCUUUUAAGCCGGGAUUCCGCAUGCUCGUCGGCGACCCCAACAUGCGCUCGAGGCCCAACACCAAGUUGAAGAGACAAAACUGUUACCGCUGCUACACCGGCCCCAACUUUGGCGGCGACACGGGCGCUCCGUGCCAGGACGACAAGGUGGACACCGAGGCUCUUCCCAACAAGCCCUGCCCGGGCGGUAUCCGAUCCAACAUCCACUUCCCAACAUGCUGGGACGGCAAAAACCUCGACUCCCCCAACCACCAAGACCACGUCGCCUACCCGACCUCCGGCCCCGCCACCUUCCUCAGCCUCGGCGGCUCCUGCCCCUCCACGCACCCCGUCCGCAUCCCGCAGCUCAUGUACGAGGUCGUCUGGGACACCAUCAAGUUCAACAACAAGGCCGAGUGGCCGGCCGACGGAUCGCAGCCGUUCGUGCUCAGCACCGGCGACCCCACGGGGCUGGGCCAGCACGCCGAUUACGUUUUCGGGUGGAAGGGCGAUUCCCUCCAGAAGGCCAUGGAUACAGCGGGUUGCAUGGGCGCCAAGUGCGCUACGCUCAAGACGCAGAAGAUUGAGGAUGCGAGGAAGUGCGCGGUUAGGAAGUUGGCCAAGGAGGAUUAUGAUGGGUGGCUUACGAAGCUUCCUGGUAUGGAUAUGCCGAUGUAA
This is a messenger RNA of Sordaria macrospora k-hell, 1083 nucleotides long. RefSeq lists its product as uncharacterized. NCBI's taxonomy places the organism in Eukaryota, Fungi, Ascomycota, Sordariomycetes, Sordariales, Sordariaceae. The record is from RefSeq and is a predicted model, not a curated record.